AUGUCUUCCGAUAUUGCUGAGGAAGUGCUCAACAUUCUCGAUGCCGCUGCUGAUGCCGCGACUAUAGUCUCUGCAAGCAAGCCUGCAGCUCGACUUAUCAUGAAUAUGCUUCCAAGCACGAGACUUAAAAGGGGCGACCAAUAUCAGGAGUCUACGCUUCGGCUCCUAGAGGCAUCAAGGAAAAUCAUGUCACCCGCCGUUUUCGAGGAGCAUUUUCACAAAUUUGAGAACAUAUGCGAUACGAGGGAAACGCUAGUGGCCGAUGACAUCGUGCAAUCAAUCAAGAUACGCGGGGCUAUUAAAAAGUAUAAGAAGAGGGCUAAGACUCUACACGAGAGCAUGACGGUCUCGUCGCAACAGGCCAGACGAGCAGCUCUCCGUUAUCUGCAUGAAGCUGCCUCUUCUAACAAUGACGCUGUAUCGAAGAUGGAUGCACUGAUGCUUCAAGAGGAGACCUAUCGCGGAGCGGACAGUCAUGAUGAGGACGCCCAGUCCAUGGAUAUCACAGAAGAACGCAGUGUAUACUGUCCCACCGCCAGCACGCUGACGUUGAACGAUCCAUUCCGGGAGACCGCAUCCGUCGUUGUGCAGGAUCCACAUGACGUCUCGAUUUUCCGGUGCAACGUCUGGGAAGACGAUGAUGAUGCACAGACCUCCGGGCGCACCACACCUACCUCGUAA
Molecule: messenger RNA, 681 nt
Organism: Postia placenta MAD-698-R-SB12
Lineage: Eukaryota; Fungi; Basidiomycota; Agaricomycetes; Polyporales; Adustoporiaceae
Exons: 4
Coding region: 1-681 (226 amino acids)
Source: RefSeq, a predicted model, not a curated record